Molecule: messenger RNA, 1562 nt
Organism: Ciona intestinalis (vase tunicate)
Lineage: Eukaryota; Metazoa; Chordata; Ascidiacea; Phlebobranchia; Cionidae
Product: protein KTI12 homolog
Source: RefSeq, a predicted model, not a curated record
AACAUUUAUAACCUUAAAAUGUUUUAAUAACUUACCUUCUGUUUUUGUCAUUUCAGCUUUAAAAAAAUUGUGUAUUUCUAAAACAUUUUUUGUGGGAAUCUUAUUUAUUCCCCAAAACUAUCACAUUGUGUCUUACUUUAUUCAAAUUACAAUUUAAUAUUUUUUUCACAAAAGGUGUAUUUAACUCAAUCUUUUUCCUUUUAACUGGAGUUGUCACUUUACUUGCCACCAUCAUGCCACUGGUUGUCAUGUGUGGGGGACCAUGCACAGGGAAAACAACAAGAUGUGGAGAAUUGAAUAAAUACCUCAACCAACAUCAUCCUGAUGUUAAUGUUGUUGUUGCAAGCGAUUUAAAUAUUGUUCGAGAUUCUGUUUUUGCCGAUUCUCGGAAAGAGAUUGAAACAAGAGGCGCGCUUAAAUCAGCAGUUGAACGAGAUGUUUCCGAUAAAAACGUUGUUAUUGUCGAUUCAAUGAAUUAUAUUAAAGGGUUUAGAUAUGAAUUACACUGUGUGUCGAAAUAUGGGCGAACCACGUAUUGCGUAAUUCAUUGCGCUGCUUCUAUUCAACAAAUCUAUCAAUUCAAUGAACAAAAAAAAGAUGGAGAAAAAUAUUCAAAAGAAAUAUUGGACGGUUUAAUGCAGAGGUUUGAGGCUCCUAACUCCAUGUCACGAUGGGACUCACCAUUGUUUACCAUCAACCCUGAUGAUAAACUACCCUCGCAAGACAUAUGUGAUGCUAUAUUUAAAACUAAGAAGCAGAAGCCGAACCUUUCCACACAGAAUCCCCCUCUUAUGUCGCCUACGUUCGUUUACGAAGCAGAUAAGAUGCUACAGAGCAUCGGAGCUUCAAUUCUCGCCUCCCAGAAAACCUCCGGACCCGGUGAUGUUGUUUCACUCCCGGACACAAACGAAACUUACACGAUCUCGGAUAAACUAUCAGUAGCUGACAUGCGUCGUCAACGGAAACAAUUCCUUAUUUAUCUUCGAGCGAACCCGGUGUCUGACAUCAAACAAGUCCCGAAGAUGUUUCUGUAUUUUUUGUCAAAUUCUGUCUCAUGAUAAACCUUGAAGAUAACAUGCAGAUAAUAUUAUCUUCAAGUAUGCUGCUGCAUCAAGAUAUUAUGUUACUGCUGCAAACAUGAUGUAUUUAUUGGAGAAUUAAUCUUCUGUCCCACAACAAGUUUAAGAAGGUUUUUUAAUAAAAAUGAAUAUUUAAUAAAAUCUACAGAUUUUAACUUGGUAAAAGUUUUUUUUUAAUAAUAAGACUGAAAAAUAUUCUUUGAAAGAUUUAGGGAAAGAAAGUGAAUUAUAAUUAAUAGAUUAUGUUUCUGCAUUUUACUAUAUCAUUUUGAAUAGGUUUUAAAUGUGACGUAUCAAGGCCUGUUUACAUUUCAUAGAACUGCCUUUUUAAAUGUAAAUAGUGAAGUGUUAUUUAAAUACAUCUUAACUUCUUUAAAACCUGUCAGAAGUGUAGUGUCUGAAUAUGUGAAGUCAUAUGGCAACACACUGGAAUCGGACCAGAGUUGGGCCAUUACUCAAAGUAUAGCAACAGUUUUUAUCAAA